This is a messenger RNA of Micropterus dolomieu (smallmouth bass), 5824 nucleotides long. RefSeq names its product MAM domain-containing glycosylphosphatidylinositol anchor protein 2. The record is from RefSeq and is a predicted model, not a curated record. The transcript has 5 exons. Gene Ontology annotation, biological process: nervous system development. Lineage: Eukaryota; Metazoa; Chordata; Actinopteri; Centrarchiformes; Centrarchidae. The annotation marks the transcript as partial. Gene Ontology annotation, cellular component: membrane.
GGGAGUUCCAGUGUGGUUUCGAGGACGAGGCGUUGUGUUUGUUCUCUCAGGACAAAACAGACGAGUUCGACUGGACGCGUCACAGCGCCUCCACACGAGACACCAAAUACACCCCGAACACCGGCCCGAGCUCCGACCACACCGGCUCCAAGCAGGGUUUCUAUAUGUACAUCGAGACGUCGAGGCCGAGGCUGGACGGAGACAAGGCCCGGCUGCUGUCUCCCACCUUCAACAUGAACUCCAAGAGCUCCUCCUCCUCCUCAGUUACCAACAACCCCACCUACUGCUUUGCCUUCUACUACCACAUGUACGGGAAACACAUAGGAGGUCUGAACGUGUUUCUGCGGCAGAAAGGUCAGACAGUGACGGACACCUCGGUCUGGAGUCUGACAGGAAACCAAGGAGACCGCUGGCGGCAAGCCAAAGUCAACAUCCACCCAACUGCAGCCUUCCAGAUGGUGAUGGAGGGAGUCCGAGGUUCUGGUAUCGAGGGAGAUAUCGCCAUUGAUGAUGUCACCAUCGAGGAGGGCGAAUGUAAAGACCCUCCCUCCAACAAUCUAAGGUCGCUCGCCCCGCCUUCCGUGCCCCAUAUAUGGCAGCUGUGCAUCACUCUGAGUCUGGCUCUGAUUGGCCGGCAGAGGUGACCCACCCUCCCCUCCUUUACAGGACAUCAAGACCUUUGACUCUUCUGCCUGUCCUCACCUCCCCAUCCAAUCCCAUCACCACCACCACCCCCCCACCCCCACCCAAACAACCAAAGAUACGGUUAGAACUACAGAGGGACUUCCUGCCAAGAUGGCUGACCGAAAAGGUAAAGCGGUCACAUGGAGAAGCACCGGUUGUCUGGCUUCAGAGGUCGUUUAGCUUAGCGUAGCACAAAGUCUGGACUCAGCUGUAGGAACAGCUGGAACGAGACUUUCAACAGGUCUUGCUGUCCCCCCCCCUGCUUCCAGACUAACUGAUGCUAUCUCGCUUUCAGAAAGACUGAGAAUAAAGUAACUACUGUUUAUUAUUGAAAGGUCAACAAGUCCAUUAAAUUUAAUAAAAGCACACUGUUCAUGCAGGUCACAUGGUUUUCCCCUCUGCACGUGUAACGGAGACGUUAUAACAGACGAAGCCGGCGUGAUGUCACGUUUGUCCCGGACUACCGUUUUCAAGUCUCAGUCUUCAAGUUUUGGCAUUUUGGCCGCCGCCAACUUAGUUAUUGGGAACCAGACGUGACCUUUUCUGGACGAGAGGUCGGAGCUAGCUAGCUUGGUAAAGUGCAUCUGUGUAUUAGCUGGGAUGCUAGUUUUGGCUAGCGACAAACAGACUUCAAACAAAAUGUGCUUACUGUAAAAAAUUAACAGCGGACUCCUGAUAAGAUUUUUCAGCGGCACAGGUUUAAAUGUACACAGAGCAGCGGAUACGAGUCGCCUCUAUCCUGAUUGACAGGUCGCCAUGGUAGUGACAUGUCCAUCACCUUGGAGCCCCGCCCUAAAGCCUGCUGGCUGUUCGAGAGAAUGCAGGUUUAAGGCUCUUAAUAACAGAAGCCAGGUUUGUUUAAUUCUCAGAUUUAAAGCUAUUCACCAUGACAACAGUUAAAAUAGAGACCAGCUACCAAUCAUGCGUCGGCGUGUUUUCAGAUGAUCUUCUGAAAAUCGCCGUUUGUGGUGUUUCAUCGAUUUUGUCCAGCGAAACUCGUCGACCUUUUGUUUUCAGCUUGACGCCACAGAGUGCCGAAGAAAACGGCGUAUCAGUCAGAAGGAAAAAAAGUAAAUAACAGUUUGAAUGUCAUCUUUCCUGACCCCCCCGUCCCGCCAUCCCCAAUCAUAAACCCUCCCAACCCCCCCAUCCACAGAUCAACAGUACUGUACCACGAGCUGACGGACAAACGGCGUCAGGGGAGGGUAACUUUUUACAGCGUGCGGACUGACUUUUAUUGUGACGUGUGUCUGUCUGCGUCGGACGCCGGAGGAAAGCUCACCCUCUGCCAUGACAUCAAGUGCCUUCAGACUCACAGAGGGAAAAGAUCGCCGGGCCGAGGACCGCCGUCGAAAAGAAAAAGACAAAGAUUCGGACAUCGUUAUGUCUUAAUGACCACCGAGGAACAGAAAUAACUCCCGGUUUGAUUAUGCAGAGAAUCAGUUUCUUACAGAUUUUAUUCCUUUUGGUUUUGUUCUUAAGAAGAAAAGAGGAUUCUGGGAAACAGGAAGCCAUGAUGAAUGGCGUUAAGAAGAGGCAGCAGCAAACAAAGAAGCCAUGGACAGGAAAUAGACUCUGAUUUAUUUAACAAUUUUAAACAACAACAUGCAAUCAGUGUGACUGGAUAUUUAAAAAUAAAAAAGACUGUUCCUGUUGUUGGACGAUUUUCAGCCCUAAGCCAAUGGGAUUCGAGCAUUUGAUCUCUCGGAACUAUUUUAGUAUUUAAAAAUAAAAGUUUUCAGGAGGAGGCGGGGACUUUGACGUUACCUGAGAUCAUCAGUUACCUUAACCUAUAAAAAUAAAUUUUGGAAAAACACAGAAAAAUGUAUCUUAUAUUGUUCCUAUAUUAUAAAGGCGGGGGGGAAUCUUUACACGUCGCAUCUCUUUUGUUCGUUUUAACAAUGGUGGGACUUUAAGUUCAGGUGUCUUUGUUUUGGUCGUUUGUUUUUUAUUUGUGGAAAAACUCCAAGGAAAAUGUUAAAGGUUAAAAAAUCCAGCGUUAAUGUUUUUUUUUUUUUUUUUUUUUAGGGAAUUGAUGGUUUUAAACUGAUUUUUUUUUUUUUAAAAAGCACAAAAACACACAAAUGUUUAGUUCAACAGAGUCACCUGUAUGGAAACUGCUGUAGGACACAUUUCCAAAUUCAUCAGGUCCGUGCCCAACCCGUUCUCACUCCCAAGUUGUCACAUAUGGACGCUUUGUCCAGACCCGUUGGCGUCAGUUUGUAAUACACUGAGGGAAGCCCUGUAGCGUCGUUUAUGAAUGGUAAAGUAUUUAACAGAUAAAUCAGAGUAAAGAGGCGGUUGCGAUGGACGGUUACCCAGAAACCAAGCAGACGGUUGUUUGUUUUCCUGUGUGAAACAUAAAGUCAACAUUAAAUGUUUUUUAAAGGUUGCGUAAGUUAUGCAAGUAACAUUACUUAUGGAAAUUAACUGACAUACGUAAACCUAACCAAGUAGUUUUGUUGCUCAAAAGAACGACACUAAAGGGUACACAGGGCAUUAAAAAGUGACGCCAAGGGGUCUCGACCAAGCGGUCCACGUGUGACGAGUUGGAAGUGAGAAUGUUUUGCUGCGCCAUGUAGCGUACGGAAGCCCAUUUCUGCCGAGGAAGAAGAAAAUAGAAAAAAGUUAGGACAAUAAAAAUGUAAGUGGUCAUGACAGAAACUGACUAUUUGACAUUUGUGACAGAAAUGGGCUUCUGUACUUGUGCUCGCAAACAUGCUGUCACAGAAAAACCAUCGACUGCCGUUUUGAUUCAGGUGGUUUCACAGCGUCUGUGAGAAAAUAAUAUUUUAAACUUGAAAAGACAUUUAAAGAGACAGUUUACAGCGACUUUAGGUUCUGUAAGAUAAAAGCUGUGUCUCAAUUCGGAUACCUCGGAUACAAACGUGCAGUACACUGUGUACACUAUGUAAGUACACAAUGAACUUACUUGCCUAGUUUCAACAGGGUAGUGUUGUCUCUGAUCAAACACGGAGGUUGUGCACUACCUGGAAAUGAAGAUUGCAACGUUUGACCGCUUCUCCGCAUUUUUAAUUGUGAAUUGUAACUAGGCGGAUCAUUAUCGCCAACAUGUGAUCGCGACUGUCUCCCGCCAAAAUACCUGCCGGCUUGUUUGCUCACUUAACUUCAAUUAAAUUUGAAUAAAAACCGUACCACACUCAACCUUUUGACCGUUAUGAGAACACCAUCCGGGUACUCGUGGCGCACUGCGUUUUGCCAGAACCGUCACUCAGAAGUGUGAUACGGAAGUCCGCAAAUUGAGACACAGUAAAAGUGUGUUCUUAUAUGAUUCACUGUCUUUAAAAAGUCUUUCUUGAGGAAAAUCAUACAUUUCUCACGACUCAAUAAUGACAGAGCCUGAUUUCCAUCUCGCUCAUCCGAGGAUCCAUUAGAUAAUUCACACUCAGAUAAAUAUCAAUUCUUUUUAAUGUUUUGUUGAUUUGUUUUCCUCCCUGUGGCGACACGUUUCCUCUCACUGUGUUUUUCCACUGCAGCUGAUAAUCAGAUCUUUAUUAAAGCUCCUCUGGGUAUCAGUUUUUCCUCCACUGCCUCGUCAUUAACUCUGUUCGGUGGAAACACAGCGGAUGAUUGGUCGCCUCUGAUGUGGGUUUAUUUAUUCAUUUACUCAUUUCUGCAAUUUUUUUAAAAAGUGUCCAAAUUCAACCACACUGAUUUCAGAAAUAAGCUGUUGCUUACAUCCCACCCUCCCCACUCAAACAAACAAUAGUAUAAAAGCCAAAUACAGCCAGGAAAAGACAGAUAAUCAAAUGUCAAGAUGGUUAACGGAUUGAUGGUCUCUCCAGACUUAGAGACCACAUUUCCCAGAAGUCUUGUUGCUUAAAAGUCUACAGCGAGCCUGUCUCUCCCCUUCCGGUGGACCACUAUGGGUCCUAACUUUGGGAAAAAUAUUUUUGGUAGACAAUGGUGAGAGACGGCUGAUGUUUUGAUCCCGUUUAAAUUGUGUCCACAUGAUGUUUUCAGUUUAAAAGAUAUUUUAAGUCAAAGAAGUUGCAGUUUGUGACCAGACCACAAACCCAAAAAUCGCGUAUGUGACGUCAUAACUGUCUCCCUCAGUAACUCAAGCUAACGUCUCUGUAGAAGAAGAUAUACUUUAUGAAUCCGUGCAGGGUUUCAGGGGCUUGCUCAAGGCCUCUUUCGGCAGCGCCCAGGAUCCAGCUACCAGUCCGUGCUCCACAUCUGUGGUCCGAGAUGGAUUUGAACCGGGACUCUCCGGUUCCCUGCCUAAUCCUUAUGGACUGAGCUACUGCCGCCCCACUGAAGCUAACGUCAAAGAGCUUCCAUUUGCACAUGAUGUGAUGAAAGUAUAGAUACAUCUGUGUGUAGAACAUAGCUAAGCUACCUAGCUAGUAACAAUCAAGCAGUGAACAUUAGCUUAGCAUUACCGCGCUAACAUAUUUGAGAGAUGUAGUUCACUCAGCGGUUUCACUCAAAACAAAAUUUUACUUUACUGUUUUAUGAAAGACUGCGACUUUAUUAAAUUAAAUUAUCUUUUAAAUCUACAAACAUCAUGUGUGUAAUUAAUGGCACAAUUCAAAAACAUUAAUUAUCUGUCGCCGUUGACUGCCGUACAUAUUUAUUCUAAAAUAAGGUCCAGGAGGGACUUUCUCUCAAUUGCAGGACUUCAGACUUAUUUUUUCCCAUCUCUGUUUACAGUAAAACAUCUUAACUCAUCUACAUUUCAAAUGUUCCUUCGAUGAAAGUCGCCUCCGCUGGUCAAAGCUUCUGUUGUCGCCUCCCUGCAGUGGAAAAACACGUCUUCAUUGUCACGUCCGACGUCUGUGUUGUUUAUAUUUGGAUUUUUUGGGAGCGAGGGGCAAUAAAGAAAAGUUUUUAAAAAGCCACCAACAUGACGACUCUGUAGACGUGUGAAGACAUAUUUUUAUAACUGAUUAUUCUCUGCAAUAGAUUCUCAGAUCAGUUGGACUGACUGAAGGUUACACUGCGUUCUGGUUAAUAUUAUUAUUAUUAUUAUUAUAUUAUUAUAUGAAUAAAUACACUCCAUAUGUAACAUUAAAUGGUUUUCUGUCUUCAUGCUGCAUUAUGUUUCAUAUCUCCUUGUGGGGACUCUCCUCUUAAAAGGUCCUCACAAGGUCAAAAAUAAAACUUUUAGUACAAA